UAUAGACAUUGUCAAACGAAAAGUCACCUGCUACUUUAUUUUUAAAUCAUGAAAUCUAGUCUAGAUCUAGAUCUAGCCUAUUAUACAUAGAUCUAGAUAGCUAUACAUCUACAUUAUUAGAUUCGAUCUAGAUACGUUUUACUCUCUAAGUUUAAGUAAUAAUAGGUCUAAAUCAGACAUGGGCGUAGCCGGUGGUGGGGGUUCGGGGUUAACCCCCUCCACCCCACCUCGCGGGGUGACCAUCUAGACCUCAUUGUAAGUAAAAAUAAAAAUGGAACUGAGAAAAGACUGCUUUGUAUCUGAAAUAGGACAUGGUAUCCUUCUCAAAAUUGAAGAUAUCUGUCUUGACAUAAUCAAUCUUACAUUGAAAGAUGAACAGCCCAGUCUUUUUUAUCCUCGGCGAUUGAAAUGGCCAAGUGUGAUGCAAGGACAAGGUGUUCGAAGUACCAGUGCUGAAAUUCCCAUGGUACAAGUUGAAUUCAAAGAAAAUAAACCAAAGUCUGUCAAGAAAUUUGCCACCAUGCUGAAGAUUUUGAAAAUUAUUUACACUCUAGUGCAAGAGGGAAAAUACUGCACAAAAAGAGAUAUUUUCUACCAAUACCCAGAUUUAUAUCCAUGUCAAGCUUUUAUUGAUAGAAUCAUUGAUGAUAUAGCCAGUAUGCUGAAAGUACCUAGGCAGGAAUUACAUAUUCUUGCUACAAGUAAAGGUUUAGUAUCAGGGGACCUUCAGUUUGAAAACAGUGAAGGGAUUUUCAUUGAUUGCCAGCAUACAGCAAUUGGUGUUCCUAUUGCUCCACAUUCCCGAGAUAUGCAAAAUCUUCAGACGCAAGCUAAAUUUGUCUUGGUGGUAGAAAAAGAUGCCACUUUUCAGAAAUUAAUGAGCCAUCAGUUCUGUAAAAAAAUGAAAACAUGCAUUCUUAUAACAGGAAAAGGCUAUCCAGAUAAUGGUACACUUUUCCUGCUACAAGAAAUUUAUGCUCGCCAAAGGCUGCCUAUUUUUGUUUUGGUAGAUGCUGAUCCUCACGGUAUUGAGAUUAUGGCUGUUUACAAAUUUGGAUCUAAGAAUCAGAUGUUAGAUCAAACACUUGCUUUACCUUCAGUGCAAUGGAUUGGAAUCUUACCUGAAGAAAUUAAAAGGUGUCACAUUCCAGAUUCUACUCUGUGUACUCUGUCACCAAGACAUCUUCAGAUGUGUGUUCAUUUGAAAAGCAGACCUUACUUUCAACAUGAUGAAUAUAUGCAGUCUCAGCUAGACAUUCUUAUAGAAUUGAAAAAGAAGGUGGAAAUACAGUGUUUGGAUGCUAUUAGUUCUAACUAUUUAAGUGAUGUUUACUUACCUCGUAAAUUAAAGGACAUCAUUUAAUAAGGCUUUGUAUUUUGUUUUUAAACUAAUUUAGAGUUCAAUUUGGUUUUAUGCAAUAAUUUAUUUAAAUAAAUAUAUUAUCAAUUAUG
This is a messenger RNA of Biomphalaria glabrata, 1452 nucleotides long. Its product is annotated as meiotic recombination protein SPO11-like. Gene Ontology annotation, cellular component: nuclear chromosome. Gene Ontology annotation, biological process: reciprocal meiotic recombination; meiotic DNA double-strand break processing; meiotic DNA double-strand break formation. Gene Ontology annotation, molecular function: ATP binding; DNA binding; DNA topoisomerase type II (double strand cut, ATP-hydrolyzing) activity. The transcript has 12 exons. Lineage: Eukaryota; Metazoa; Mollusca; Gastropoda; Planorbidae. The coding region runs from base 272 to 1363 and encodes 363 amino acids. The record is from RefSeq and is a predicted model, not a curated record.